This is a messenger RNA of Symbiodinium sp. CCMP2456, 2301 nucleotides long. Lineage: Eukaryota; Dinophyceae; Suessiales; Symbiodiniaceae. The record is from the annotation of a GenBank genome assembly.
AUGUCCUCUUGUGCUGACAUGGCAAGGAAGGACCGCUACAACAAGAAGAUCCUGAAGUAUUAUGUCACGUACAACGAAGAUGACUCGGACAUGGACGAGCAGAUCGACACCGAAAAACAUGAAGAGCAAGAGACGGGCAAGCAGAAGCUUGACCUGAGCGGCCCGACGAGCAGCGGCUUGGAGAAGGCGCCCACGGUGAGCGACAGCGAUCAGGAGAGCUCCGCGGAUGAGAAGGAGAAGAAGGCCAUUGAGGUCACCCACGGCCAGCAGGAGCUCAUCAACUUCAAGAAGUUCUCUGAUUCGCUGCUCUCAAAGUCAGCCAGGCUCCACAACCUGCUCGCUGAGCUAGAGGAGUACAUCCCCGACAUGCCCGAUGGUGCCGACAAGAAGAAAGCCCAGAAGUCUGCCAAGGGAUUGGAGGAGGUCAUCGGUGUCCUGGAAGAUGAGAAUGAAAAGAUGGAGACAUGUCGAGCUCAGUGUGCGAAGCUGUCCAACACGCAGCUUAGUGAGGAAGACUUGAAGAGGCUUGUGUCGCAGCUGGAUGGCCAAAUGCAGAAAACCACGGUUGCGUGCCUUGUCAGCACAGCUUUCCAGGAACCUGCUGAAGAAGCUGAAGGCUGGCAGCUGAGCACCGCUACGGUGCUGGAGCUGAUCCGAGCCUCGCCCAGGAACAUGUCCCCAUCAAUGCAGAUGCCACCGCCUACGUGUGGCAAGAUACUCCUGCGAUGCAAGAAUCAUGCUUCAGCCUUCCGUGAGCACAUGGGUGUGCAGCUGUGUGUGUUCAAAAUCGGUGUGACCGCCAAUGUCCCACGCCGUUAUGCUGACUAUGUAAAGAAAAACUUCACAGCAAUGUGGAUCCUACAUUCUGGAGAUGAAGCUGCCGUAAUUCAGCAAACAGUGGUGGUGAAGGCCCCAUGCAAGCACGUCGUGGAGAUUGCGAUCGCUGCUGUGGCAGACGAUCCAGAGGGGGGGCACACGCCUGCUCUCCGAGAGUUGACUUCUGUGUCUUUGACUGAUGCUGAAACAGGGGUGCAUCGUGUUUUCAGGAAGUAUGGCCUAGCUGCUGAUUUGCCUUUGAAGAGGGCUGUCAUUGGACCAGGGCCACUGGCAGCCUUUCCCUACUUGAACUUUUCCGAUUGGGUAAAGUAUCUCGUCGAGAGGAGGCAGCUUGGGCAGCUUUGUGGGACGAACGACAUUCAGCAGAUGAAUGUGCUGCUGUCUGAGUUCUGGCGCAGAUACAAAUUAGUGGAGCCCGAUCAUGAACUUUGGGCCUUUGCAGCUGCCAACGAGGUCGACUUGAAGUUUUGUUUGCCAAUCUACAGUCAUACCGACGAAGGCCGAACAUUGAAGAAAAAGCCGAUUUGGAUCUUGUCAUGCCAUGGUGCAUUAGGUGCCGGCACAUCCAAGAACAUCAGAAAUGUGCCGGUUUCGCCCACGAACAUCAUGGAAGAUGGCAUGCGCCUUAACUUCCUCGGCAACACUUGGGGGACCCAGUUCCUGGUGUCUGUGAUGACGAGGCACCUGCAGACUCAGCACCCAGACUCCAUGCAGAAAGUUGUUGCACACUUCGCAAAGGACAUGCACAUGCUCCUUAAGCAGGGAGUUACAUCCAAGGAUGGAAGUUUGAAGAUCUGGUGCAUUCAUAUAGCAAACAAAGGAGAUCUCCCGGCUUUGAUCCGGAUGGGGAACUUUGAGCGGAACUAUGCUCGGUGCCCAAAGGCACCGAGCUCCAAGAAGCAAUGUCUGGGAAUCUGCCAUUAUUGCCAAGCGGGUGUGGAAGGACCGGGCAACACACCGCUCCAUCCAUGGGAGGACUUCCGGGAAAGUGCGUCAUGGCGCAGUACACUUUUUCAGGAGGUUCCAUGGGAGAUUGAGCCUCAGGUUCUCAUGGGCCUUCCAACAGCUCGCGGCGCACAAGAAAGCUUUUUCGUUGUGGAUGUUUGGCAUACAUUUCAAUAUGGAAUUGCGCGAUACUACCUGGGCUCGGCGAUGAUUCAUUUCAUCACUCACUUCUUUCAUGACAGCUCAUGGGAUGCCAAGUUUGCUCACUUGUCGACGGAGUACUUUGCUUUUUGUCGCACACGGAGGUUGACACCACACCUCCAGGAGAUCAAUGAGUAUACUUUCAACUACGAGUCCGAGAAGGCCUUUCCCCUGGGCCAUUGGGCUAAGGGUGCAGUCUCCACCAACAUGAUGCUCUUUUUGGAGGACCUCUUGCAGAGGUAUGUUGUGGAUCAAACGGAUGAUGAAAUUUUUCUGGCACUUGUGCCUGGCUCGAAAGGACAGCACGGCUUCUAUUAG